Messenger RNA from Sebastes umbrosus (honeycomb rockfish), 1260 nucleotides. RefSeq lists its product as uncharacterized. The record is from RefSeq and is a predicted model, not a curated record. The transcript is spliced from 4 exons. Bases 136 to 957 code for a protein of 273 amino acids. NCBI's taxonomy places the organism in Eukaryota, Metazoa, Chordata, Actinopteri, Perciformes, Sebastidae.
CGUGACUUCUUGUAACUGCCGAGGCUGAAACUGAAAGUUAAAAACUAAACAAAAACAAAUCUUUGGUGGAGUCCGUGAAGGUGACACAGCAGCGGCUCAUUACACUUUGUGCAGACGGAGAAGAGGUGAAACAAGAUGACUACACAGGGUCAGCAGGAGAAAAGAUACGACCCCGAAGACACGGGCCUGAAGUUUGUCAGCAGGCCGGAUGAUCUGGAUCCACUACCCCCAGAGGAGGGAGAUGAGUGUCUCCGAACAGAGAUGUCCUGCGGUCAUGCUGUCACCCCAGAGUCUCUCACUGGCUGGUGUCGCAGCCUGCUGGAUCAGGGCCAGUACAAAUUUAAGUGCCCUGCUUUAAAGAACGGCACCUUGGAGAAGUGUGAUGCAAAGUGGUCUUAUAAAGAGGUGCGAAGGCACGCACUGCUGACAGACGAAGAGAUGGAGUACUUUGAAGAGAACAUCGCCCGUCUGGCUGCCACAGAAUACUGUGAAUACAAAACAUGUCCUGGGUGUAAGACCUAUCUGGAGAGAGCGGACCUGACUAACCUCAGCGUGCAGUGCAUAGUCUGCACAGCAGACAAGAAGAAAGUCUACGAGUUCUGCUGGCAGUGUCUGAAGCAGUGGAAGGGUGCAGCUCGACGCUCUGACCGCUGCGACAACGACGGCUGUAUCAACCACGACCUUGAGCUCCUCAAGAACUGCAAGACCACCGCCCUACCUGAGGUGAAUGGAGUUGACGCCUGUCCCUCCAUCCGGGUCUGUCCCACCUGUGGUCAGAGGGCGGCGCACGACAAAACUGGCUGCAAGAACAUCAUCUGUCCUCGCUGUCAGGUCGAGUUCUGCUUUGUGUGUCUGAAGCUCACUCCUGAGUGCCUGACGACGAGCUCUUACUACGACGCCUGCAGUGAUGGUGUGGCUCCCAGACAGACCUCCAUACCUGUGUGGCGCAGAAACUAAGAGCGAAUCUGAACACAUUCACUCAUGAUGUGGCUUACUGCCUUCUUCUGCCACACUAUAUUGUACUUUUCCUCUUGGAUUUCAUUCUACGCUUGUUUUUGCAACUGAUGCCAAAAGUGUAGACAUGUAGGCGUAUCUGUUCAUCUACAUUGUGAGCCUUAAAAUAUCUGUUGUAUUUUCUCAUAAUGUUGUAUAAUGCAUGUUUGUAACGUUGCCACUGAAGGUUGCUUCUUUAAAAUUAAUCUCUGUUCAUAAUGAAUCAUUGAUAACUGCAUCACUUAAUAAAGUUUCCCUUUACAUGAG